GUGAAUGAGCCCACCCUAGGUUGGGGUAUUGAUAGGUGUGGGAUUGAGGGUACAGACUGGUCCCAUGCCCAGGUGCUUUGUGGGUGAAGGUGGAAGUAUCAGCAUGCCUUUUGUCUUAGUUAUAAAAGAAUCAAUUUUCCAGGAUGGGAUUUGUAUUCUCCCUUGGAAUUAUUUCCAGUCCAGUAGUAUAAGCAAUGUGCGGGCACAGGUAUUCUCUGGGCACGCCUCGUCUUCUGGCACACUGCAGUCCCUGUGAGGUCAGCGCUGUGACUGCAUUGUAGGUCCUGGUAGGAUUCACGUUUAGUACAUAAUCAUGUCAAGUUUGCUCGGCUGCACUGCCUGCAGAUAAAAGGCUUCAUAAAUAGACAUAGCGUAUGUCAGCGCUGGCGGUGAUGUCACUGCUGGGAGAGAGAGACGGCUCUGGCUGUUACUAUGCUGGGCUCAUUCAGUGUGGAGGCACACACAGAGGAGAGUGGCACAGCUGUGAUAGACAGGCAUUGUCACCAGCUCUUGUAUGGUCCUCUCCAGGAACAGCUGCCUGGACCACAAGAGGCAUACAAGGACUAACCAGCACUCAAGUUCCAGCACAUUGGUCCUGGUUUACGCAGCUGCCAUGCCUUCCCGUAGCUUUGACUUCGAUGUCACCUCUCUGGUGGCAUGUGUGGUGGACAUGGAGGUUUUCAACAACCAGGAUGUAAAGGAAAAAUUUGAAUCCCUUUUCCGAACGUAUGAUGAUUGCGUCAGCUUACAGCUAUUCAAGAGCUUCAGACGAGUUCGGAUAAACUUCAGUAACCCCAAGGCAGCAGCACAAGCUAGGAUAGAGCUCCACGAAACACAGUUCAGAGGGAAGAAACUAAAACUAUAUUUUGCACAGGUGCAAACAACAGAGACAGGCGGAGACAAACUACAUCUGGCUCCCCCACAGCCAUCUAAACAGUUCCUCAUCUCACCUCCCGUGUCACCUCCCGUUGGCUGGCAGCCCAUAGAUGACGCCACACCAGUAAUUAAUUACGACCUUCUUUAUGCAGUGGCCAAGCUUGGCCCAGGACAGAAAUAUGAGCUCCAUGCAGGAACAGAUUCCACCCCCAGCGUUGUAGUUCACGUGUGUGACAGUGACUUGGAGGAUGAAGAAGAUCCAAAGAAUUCACCUAAACCUCGAAUCAUCCCCACACGGCGUCCUGGACCACCGCCGACCAAAUCCAACUGACCUGCAAACCCCCCCCCCCCUUCCUCCCCCUGCACAGUGUUACCCCAAACCCCUCAUGACACAGAUUUCUAUCUUUCUCUUCCUGUAGAAAAUAGAUUUUUUUUUUUCAUUUUUAUAGGGAGGCUAUUGCUACACGGUAAUAUUAGCAUGUUGUGACUAUUAUGAAAGAUGUAGCCAAAGUGCGCCCCUUUCUUUUUUUUUUAUCAUUCUGUCUGUGGGAAGAAUUUUCUCAAACAGUCAAAAGUUGCACAUAGCAACCAAUAAGAUACGCCGUAUCUGCUCUUCAGGAUAUUGUGGAAGACUCAAAGGAAGAUUGGAUGCUAUGAGCAGUGCACUGGCUGUAUGUCUUCAUUCCUAUUUAUUCUUAAAAGCACCCCAAUGCACAUAUACAGUAAGGGUCUAUUCAUACUUUGAUUGGCUGCCAAUAUACCAGAAUAUAAAAAAACACACAUCCCAAUACAAGGUAUAGUAGUGUGUUAUGCGUUGUGGUGCACUGCAAUGCAAGUGCUUCAGAGGUGCAUUGUCUUAAUGUGUUGGAGUGCCAUUGAAAUAUGCAUAUAUGGUACAUUGUGAUAACUUGUGUUACUACAAUGCACCAGACCCGAUUGGUGUAAAUGGGCCCUAAACAAGUCCCGCCUGCACUAUAAUGCUCUAAUAGUGUAGGUACGUUUUUUUCAUUAUUCAUUUAGGGGCACAGGAUUAGUAGAUAAUCUUGACCCAAUGGUGUUCACCUCCUACCUAUAGGCAGCUGCAUAUAAAAACCCCUUAGCCUAUGAUUAUCUACUAUUCUUUGUGCCUCUAUUAACUUCAAGGAAAAGAUUUUAUGGUAUAUGGUAUAUAUUUCCUUAGUAGAUAAUCCUAGAUCGGGGUCUCUA
Messenger RNA from Rana temporaria (common frog), 2082 nucleotides. RefSeq names its product regulator of calcineurin 2 (gene RCAN2). The coding region runs from base 515 to 1207 and encodes 230 amino acids. The record is from RefSeq and is a predicted model, not a curated record. The transcript is spliced from 4 exons. Gene Ontology annotation, biological process: calcium-mediated signaling. Gene Ontology annotation, molecular function: calcium-dependent protein serine/threonine phosphatase regulator activity; RNA binding. Gene Ontology annotation, cellular component: cytoplasm; nucleus. Lineage: Eukaryota; Metazoa; Chordata; Amphibia; Anura; Ranidae.